Molecule: messenger RNA, 2251 nt
Organism: Hydra vulgaris (swiftwater hydra)
Lineage: Eukaryota; Metazoa; Cnidaria; Hydrozoa; Anthoathecata; Hydridae
Source: RefSeq, a predicted model, not a curated record
GGGGCUAGUUGGCAGCAGGGGUAAGUUGACGAAUUGCGUUUAUCUGCAAAGUCUUUCAUCAAAAAGUGCCAAUAAUUUCAGGAAACCUUCUUAGUUGACCAUUUCAUCUUUCACUGUAGUAUUGUGGGGAUUUGCGCAUGCGCAUAAAAGAUAUUGUGAUUUAUGUGUUUUUUCCACAUUUUUGUAACUUUUACAACUUCUUUAUUUUUUCGAUUUUUAAAAGCAAUUUCAUCAAGUACAAGUAAACUUGAUUGGAGUUAUAUCUUGCAUGGUUCAGUAAAAUCUGUCCAACCAUUAUUUUUUAUUUAUAUACGUUUUUCAGGGAUCGGUAGGGGAGUUUGUGACCAAAUAGCUGUCGGGGUUAGUUGGCAAAAUUUUGGCGGGGCAAGUUGGCCGUAUAUAUCAACUAAACCCGGUUGCGAUUGGACAUAAAUUUUAACUUUUUCUAUAAAUUUUGAUUUAUUUUUUUAAAAAUCGAUUAGAUAGAUCACAUAUAUUACAUGCGAAACUAUAAAAGAAAAACAAAGAGGGCUAUAACUCCUCAAAAUGUUAUAAAAAAUGCUGUUGAUGCUGUUUUAUUAGAAGGAAAAUCUAUACGAAAAACAGCCAAAGACUUUAAUAUCCCUGAAAAAAGUUUGUCCCGAUACUGCAAAAAGCAACAACGUCAUAGUCAGCAAAUAUCAGGUUACAUAAAAUCUAGACAGGUCUUUACUGAUUUACAAGAAGGUCUGUUGGAACAAUAUGUGACUAAAGCUUCUGAUAUUUAAUAUGGACUUUCUCCUAAGGAAGUGAGGAAACUAGCUUAUCAGUAUGGAAAAGCGAAUAGCAUAAAAAUGCCUCAUAAUUGGAGUGCAAAUGAAGCAGCUGGAGAAGACUGGUUCAGUGCUUACCUCAAAAGGCACAAAAAACUGUCAAUAAGAAAACCUGAGGCAACAAGUCAAGCACGUGUUUCCAGUUUUAAUCCAACAAAUGUUCAAAGUUUUACAACAAUUUACAAACUAUUCUUAAUCGUUUAAAGUUGGAAAAUGGAGAUAUUUGGAAUAUGGAUGAAACUGGUAUUACCACAGUUCAAACUCCAGAUCAUAUUGUAGCAAGAAAGGGUUUUAAACAAAUUGGGCGUGUUACUUCGGCUGAGAGAGGCAAUUUAGUAACUGUGGCAGUUGCUGUUUCUGCCAGUGGAAAUUCAAUUCCUCCAUUUUUCAUAUUUCCUCGUGUGAAAUUUAAAAGCUAUUUUUUAAAUGGUGCUCCUGAUGGAAGUGCAGGCGCUGCAAACCCAUCUGGUUGGAUGACUGAAGUUCAAUUUUUGCAGUUUUCCCAUCAUUUUGUCAAAUAUGCCAGAAGUACAAAAGAACGACCUGUUUUGUUGCUAUUAGACAAUCAUGACUCUCAUCUUUCAGUAGAGGCUUUAGAUUACUUUAAAGAAAAUGGGGUAUCGGUUUGUUCAUUUCCUCCUCAAGGCAGCCAUAAACUUCAACCUCUAGAUCGAAGUGUAUUUGGAUCUUUUAAAAAAUACACAAACACAGCUUGCGAUGCGUGGAUGACAAUGCACCCUGGUUCCACAAUGUCUAUUUACAGUUUACCAGGUAUUGUGGGUAACUCAUUUCCAUUAGCAUGUACCCCUAAUAAUAUCAAGGCUGGUUUUGCAAAAACAGGAAUUUACCCACUGAAUAUUAAAAUUUUUGGUGAACACGAUUUUAUGCCAGCCUAUACCACAGAUAGACCACCUCCGAAACAAGACUGUGCUGUGGAAAGUACAGUGCUAAAUAUAAGUAAUGUAACGGAUGUUGACUUUACAAUAUCUGAGAAUGACAUGUUAAAUGCUGGUUGCUCAAAAGAUAUAAAACCACGUCAAGAUAUUUCAUAUUCAAGCAGUAAUGAUGAACACAGUGCAUCUACAGAGUCAACUGUAGUUCUAUUGCCUGAAGAUUUAAGACCAUUCAAAAAAGCUGAACCAAGAAAAAGAGUUAGGGCUAAUAAAAGAAGUAGAACCACAUCAAUUUUAACAGAUUCACCAAAUAUGAAUAUGAGUAAAAGAUCAAAUAGUAAAGGAAGUUUACACUUAAUGGAGAAAAGUUUGAAUUGUCCAAAUAGCUCUGUUGUAGAGGAGUGUUUUUGUUUGGUUUGUGUUGGAAUGUUUUCUAAAAGUAAAGCAGGGGAAGUUUGGGUUCAAUGUACCCAAUGUCACCUUUGGGCUCACGAGUCAUGUAUAAUCGGAAAAUCUUUGUUUUUCAUUUGCAAUAAUUGCUGCUAG